AACAAGUGACAGGACAGUUCAACAAAACAGGUGACAGCUGGCGGGACCGCGUGUGGAUCCGGCCUCCCGAUUCCACGAGAAUCUCUCCCGUCGUUCGUUACUUCACUCCCUGCUUGCGUCGCCAUGAACCGUCUCCCAGUUCACUCGACCACCUCGCAUCACAAAACUCGCAGCCUCGCAGAUAAUUAAUCUAAUUCUGCUCGCUGAUCAACCAACUUCUCGUUAUCCCGAUAGAUUCUGAUUCGUUGGAGGAAGUAGAUCGAUCGAUCGAUGGGGUCGUCGUUCAAACUGGAGUGGGGGCCGGCGAUCUGCAUGGUGCUGAUCGAGCUGUUCACGACGGGGCAGAUGCUGCUCACCAAGGUUGUCGUCGACGCCGGCCUCUUCGUCUUCGCCCUCCUCACCUAUCGUUUCUUCCUCGGCGCCUCGCUGGUCGUCCCUUUGGCCAUGAUCUUCGAGCGAGGGAAGUUGAAGGAGCUUAAAUUGAAGGCAUUCAUAUGGAUUUUCACCAGUGCACUUGUUGGAUUCACAAUUCCUGGUUUGUACUACAUUGGCCUUGGAGACACCUCACCAGGAUACGCAAUUAACUUCUAUAACAUCAUUCCAAUCGCCACAUUCAUCCUCGCGGUCCUUUGCAGAAAGGAACCGUUGGACAUGAGGACCCUGGUGGGGAACAUUAAGGUGGCCGGAACCCUAGUCUGCGUAGGAGGCACACUGGUGAUCAGCCUGUACAAGGGCAAGGUGCUGCACCUCUGGCCGACCAACAUCAUCGGCUACUACCCGAAGGCAGACGGAAGCAAAAUUGGGCACCACCAUGUCCGUGGAACCGUCUUGCUCAUCACCAGCUGCCUCAGCCUUGCCGUGUGGUACACAGUGCAGGCUCAGAUGCUAAAAGUGUUCCCAUACAAGUAUUGGUCGACGGUGUGUACGUGCUUCGUGGGGAGCAUCCAAAUGGCUGUCGUGGGGGUUAUCAUGAACAGAGAAAAGGCGACAUGGGAGCUCAAAUGGAACAUGAGCUUGCUCACAAUUGUGUACUCGGCGAUACUCAAUACUGCUGCCAAGUUUGUGAUGAUUUCGUGGGUCGUCACAAAGCGCGGUCCCACCUACCCAUCCAUGUUUUGUGCCGUGUCAGUGUUCUUCACUACAGUUCUUGACUCGCUGCUUCUCGGGCAUGAUCUGUCUGUUGGGAGUAUCCUCGGCAUGUUUAUGAUUCUAGCUGGGCUCUACCUUUUCCUUUGGGGAAAAAGAAAAGAAUCGGUGCCUCUGGGUGAAGAAAACCUGAAGGAACAAAUGCAAUUUCAGAGUGGAGACGAGAACAAUAAAUCGGUAUCCAACGUAUGACUGCUUUCUCUGGCGAUAAAACAAAAGAUAUUAUGCGUGUUUUUUUUGUGUUUAUGAAGAACUGUAGAUCUAUAUAUGCGUAAGCUAGAAAAAAAAGGUGGAUCUCUCGCAUGUAUUAGCUGUCUUUAUUAUAGUUGGUAUUAUUUAAGCCAUGUACUGAAACUCUGAAAGCCACAAGAUGACACAUCUAAUCCUCGGUUUUGUAGCACUUCUCUUUGAUUUAUCUACCAAAACAAAGUCCCUCAAACAUCAAGGGCAUCUCUCAAGGAAUGAAUCAAAUGUUGUCCCCAUUUUAUCA
Molecule: messenger RNA, 1636 nt
Organism: Lolium perenne
Lineage: Eukaryota; Viridiplantae; Streptophyta; Magnoliopsida; Poales; Poaceae
Product: WAT1-related protein At5g64700
Cellular component (GO): membrane
Molecular function (GO): transmembrane transporter activity
Source: RefSeq, a predicted model, not a curated record